AUGCUCUUACUCCCACUCCUUCUGCGGUUCGCAUUGCGGCCUUCACCGACCGCACUCAUCGCUGUGCGCCCCUCCGCGCCCCUAUCCCCUUACAGGAGCGCUCGUCCUCGGGCUGCUCUUCGCGUCCGCGCUUCUCACUCUCGCCGCCCGACCGAAAUACGCAGGCGAAGAAGAGCGAGUGGCAAGUCUACCAAGUCGCUGCCCACUGGCAGACUCACCAUCAAGGAAUACAAGUACGGCUUUCUGCUACGCCAUUUCGCCACGCUUUUCCGCUGUGUCAUUUGGCUGUGCCACUCUGCUGCGCCGUUCCGCUGUGCCAUUUCACCAUCUGUCAUUACCCGCUCGUUUCUCCCCCUCGAACUCACACAUCUGUCCGCGCGUUUCUCGAUCGCAGGGGCAGCGACCGACGAGUCGUUCGACCUGCAGGUGACUGCCGAGGUUACGGAGCUCCCAGAGCCGCCGGUGGGGAUUGUGAUCGGAAAGGGCAAGUUCGGCAGCAACACGGGCGUCUCGUGGUACAUCAACAAGCCGUGGAGCGGCGGCGGCGGCUCGUACAAGCUGGACUUCAAGUUGACGGCCAUUGAGAAGAUCAAGCCACGUGGCGGCAGCGGCACGAUUUUGGAGGUGCUCCAGGCUGUGGAUAAGGGUGUCGUGUCGGAUUACUACACCGCUGUUCUCACCAAGUCGGCCAGGAAAUCCGGUGGCCUCGUUGGUGGCGGGUUCGUCAAGGGCUUCCCCAAUAUUCUGCCCAUGUUCAGCUGCUAA
Molecule: messenger RNA, 765 nt
Organism: Closterium sp. NIES-65
Lineage: Eukaryota; Viridiplantae; Streptophyta; Zygnematophyceae; Desmidiales; Closteriaceae
Source: the annotation of a GenBank genome assembly